AUGGGCUAUUGGCCAGAAUGGUAUGGAAUUCAAGUAGAAAAAUGUGUAUUUUUGGAGGCCGAAGAGGCUAAAACCAUGAUUGAUUCACACCAUGCUCAGAUAUCUCAUGCUAUCAAUCGCUAUGUAUAUUUGGGAUUUGAUAUUUCUGAAGGGCAGGACAUAGAAAAUGCUAUUCAAAAUAUUUGUGAUACUUCUCAAGUAAUGGGAAAAAUUCUUUGCCUAGUAAUUCGAAUUGGUUUGAGUAGCAAUGGCCUAUUACAAGAAAAAUUAGAGAAAUUAUGCAAAAAAGACAUUCAUAAACCCAACCCAGGGAUUUCUACUCAUACUACACCUUGUUCUGACUGGGAAAUACCUAUUCCAAAUGCUUUAU
Racocetra persica is the source of this 370-nucleotide messenger RNA. The record is from the annotation of a GenBank genome assembly. NCBI's taxonomy places the organism in Eukaryota, Fungi, Glomeromycota, Glomeromycetes, Diversisporales, Gigasporaceae.